Anolis sagrei ordinatus is the source of this 1127-nucleotide messenger RNA. It is a transcript of the gene C5H12orf60, whose product is annotated as chromosome 5 C12orf60 homolog. NCBI's taxonomy places the organism in Eukaryota, Metazoa, Chordata, Lepidosauria, Squamata, Anolidae. The record is from RefSeq and is a predicted model, not a curated record.
UCCAAUAUUUAUAAAACAGGAAACUGUAGAACUAAAUAUUUAUUGUUUUAUUCAUCAUAUAAUAGGCUUACUUCACUCUGGUUUUCUAAUAAGUGCUGCUGAUGGGAUUUCCGAAGAUAUAUGGCUGAGACAACCAUUUGAUUGAUGUUCUUCCACUGAGUAUUCUCCAGUUUGUAUUUUUGUGGGACACAUCCCAUUUUUUUGAAAAUGAUGUCCUUUUUUGGUGCAGACAAGGAAAAGGCAAGACUGGUCAAUGCUAGUCGUGGUCUAUAUGACUGUGUCUACAUGUUUGUCUCUUGCACUAACACUCUAUUCCGAAUGUUCAACCAGUUCCUCAAAACAGAAUUCCCGAUUAUUAUAGUGAGGGAAAACCUUAGUAUCAAGGAGAAUCUUCAGCUCCUGAUGAGUUCUCUGAGAGAGAUGCAAGAACUCGUGGAGUCAAAAGAUAAAGAGAUCAAGGAGAAAAUCAGCCAUCCUUUGUAUUCCAAGAUUACUAAAGCUAGCUCCUCUUCUACGGAUGACAAAAUUAAACUUCUAAGGGACAUGGCUGUUCAGUAUAAAGGGGUUUAUGACAACAUCUGUGGUCCUGUUUCAAUAAUCUUAUUGAAACAUGGCAAUCUCAUAGAGAAACUAGAGGCUGCUAUUCGGGACUCAUCAAGCACUCCUGUGCUGUCUCUUCGAGUGAGUGACCUUCUGAUGACUUAUGAAGAAAUUACUAAAGUACUUCCGGAUGUCACCACAAGUGCAUCUAGUGUAUUGCUGCCAACAGACUCAAGGGCUCGCAGCAUGUCUAUAGGAACUGCAACUUUCUCACUUACCAGUUUCAUGCGGAUCCUAGCUGUUCGAGGACAGUCUUCUUCAAAAAAUACCGUUGAAAUAACUACGGAUUGCCUGGAAGAAACUGUUAAAACACUGAGGCCUGUUUGUGAAAGUUUCCAAAAGACUGUUAAGAUGGUAGAAGAAUAUGUCACAUUGAUAAUUGACAAGCUGCAGUGAAGCAGAAGGUGAUUGCUCGAGUCUUAGAAACCCGCUUCUCUUUAUGCAGCAGGGAAAUUGUGCAAAUAAAAAAGAGAAAAUGUCAUAUUUUCUUUAUCUGCCAUUUUGAUGUAAAAUAUUAAGUAUGCUUG